CUUUUUCAAAUCAUUUUACCUUAGAGAUUUACAUUGGCAUAAGAUUGAAUUAAAGUCACGGUUUGUCACCAGUUUUCAAAAUUUAUAGUGAUUUUUGGGAUCCCUAGUGGACUGAAGCGUUUAACAAUGGCCGACAAUAAUUCAGCAUCAGAGAGCGAAAAUAUAAUUCCUGUCUUUCUAAGUAAUUUCGAUGAAAAGGAGCAGGUGCGUCAACUCAGCUUAUACCUUCACAACCUGCAAGACCGUUUGCGGCAGGGCAUUCAGGAGCACCAGAAGGUAAUGCAGUCGUCGGUGCAGUUGCUCAAGGAGGUGGGCGAUGUGAACGACAUGAUGCAGCUCGCGAGGUGUGGCCACCGCGCCGGGGCCUCCAAGAUACAGCGACUGAUCGUGGGUUUCGAGACGGUUAAUGCUGUGAACGCCCCGCAAACCUCCGCCGUGGCGGGCAUGAGUUUGCCUUCUGACCUCACCGAGAUUCAAGGUCUAUUGGUGGAAUUUGAGCACCUCAAUGAAAGCCAAGUUCUGCGGGAGAGCCAGGAGAACUUCAAACGUGCCCGAGACUCACUGGAGAAGGUUCUCGGCUUUCUAGAGAAGAUUGGCAGCGAAUCUUCACGGCCGUCUCCACAAGGAAGUCAGCUCUUUGGGUGUCCCAGUGCCAGCCGCAGCCUGCGCGAGAAGAUCGAAGCAUUCAACAAGGUCUUAGAGGCGGCCCCCGAGAAACUUGGGGAUACCUGCCGUCAUUUUAAGGAGUGCUUUUGUAGCUGCUGCACCUUGGACGAGUCCUUCCUGUCUAAAGGGCACAAUCCCCUUCCCGUUGCCUCGAAAACAAAUUCGGGCUACGAGGGGGACAUAGACAGCGAGGUAGAGCAGCCGGAGCGGUCCAAUAACGAAUCGGGGGCGGAUAUAAGGGCCGAUCGGUAAAAAAUUGAUAUUGGUAAAGAGCAAGCUUUAAACACAAUUAAUACAAAUUAGUUGCAUUUAGGAGUAUCUUUUCAAUGCCUAGUAAGAAUUUAAAGGACGAUUAUAGAAAAAAUAAAUUUUAGUUGGUAUAAGAAAGAUGUAAAUCCGUCAAAACUACAUAUUAAACUUUAAAUAAUAUACAGGCAAAGGCACUAUAAUAAUACCUCUUCAAAUUAAUAUUUAAAUAC
Drosophila melanogaster (fruit fly) is the source of this 1145-nucleotide messenger RNA. RefSeq lists its product as uncharacterized. NCBI's taxonomy places the organism in Eukaryota, Metazoa, Arthropoda, Insecta, Diptera, Drosophilidae. The transcript has 2 exons. The record is from RefSeq and is marked reviewed. The coding region runs from base 127 to 918 and encodes 263 amino acids.